AUGAAGAUAACCACAGUUCCAAUUCUUCUGACCCUGGCUCUUUGCCUCAUACAAGAUGCUGCCAGUAAGGAUGGAAAUCAGGAAACUUGCAAUGAAUUUCGAGCAUUGAUGAAAAACGGAAAACUGUUGUGUUCUCAAGAGCAACCCUCUUAUGCUGGUCCUGAGGGACUAAACUUCAUCGAUAGAUGUGUCUCAUGCAAAGAGAUACUAGAAAAAGAAGCAAAAUCGGAGGAAAAGGCUAGACUUUCAGCAAGAGAUACUGCCCCAGCAAAGUUGAAUUGUGAUGACUUCAAGAAAGGAGAAAGAGAUUUUGUUUGUAGCUUUGAUAAUACAGCUGUUUGUGGCACAAAUGGAAAAACAUACAGCAACAGAUGUGCACUCUGUGCCGAGAAUGUUAAAACUGGGUCUCAAGUUGACAUAAAAAGCGAAGGGGAAUGUGGGAGCAGUGGCCCCGAACAGGAUGUGUGUAGUGCUUUUCGACCAUAUGUAAAGGAUGGAAGACUGGGGUGCACCAGGGAAAAUGAUCCAGUUCUUGGUCCUGAUGGAAGGACCCAUGGCAACAAGUGUGCGAUGUGUGCUGAGUUGUUCUUAAAAGAAGCCGAGGAAAAUGCCAAGAGAGAAAAUGAAACUAGAAAUCGGAGAAGUGCUGAGAAGGCUCUGUGCAAGGACUAUGAAAGCCAGGUGAGGAAUGGAAGACUUUAUUGUACACGGGAGAGUGACCCAAUCCGUGGCCCGGAUGGCAAGAUGCACGGCAACAGAUGUGCCCUGUGUGCUGAAGUCUUCAAAAGGCGUUUUUUAAGAGAAAACAAUGAGGCAAAUAAAAACCCUAGAGAGUCUGAAGAAAGAGCUAACGAUAGAAGAGAAAUUAAGAAACUCUGCAGUGAAUAUGAGAAUAAUGCAAGGAAUGGAAUGUUUUAUUGUACCAGAGAAAGUGACCCUGUCCUUGGCCCAGAUGGGAAAAUGCAUGGCAACUUGUGUUCCAUGUGUCAAGCCUUCUAUCUAGCAGAAGCUGCAGCAAAAAAACUGAGUGAAGCAAGAUGGAGAAGAGAAUCUGGAAAAGAACCUUCACAGUCUUGCCCAGUUUAUUUAUCUUGGCAGGAGCGCUGCAGUAUUUACCGUAAAUAUCUGAAGAAUGGAAAGCUCCACUGCCACAGAAAGAGUGCUCCCAACCAGAACUCAGAAGGAAUAAUGAGUAGUGACACCUGCUUCAAGUGUGCAGCCUUCUUUCAACAAGAUAAAAGAGCAAGAUCAAAGGCUAAGAGAGAAGCAGCAGAGGACCUUUGCAGUGAAUUUCGCGGCCAAAUGAGAAAUGGAAUGCUCAUGUGCACCAGGGAGCGUGACCCUGUCCGUGGCCCAGAUGGCAAAAUGUAUGGAAAUAUGUGUGCCAUGUGUGCAAAUGUGUUAAAACUUGAAAAAGAAUUGAAAAAUUAUGACAAGGAAGAAAAGGAGAAAGUUGAGACUGAUAAAGUCAGGAGAGCAGCAGUAGAGGAGCUGUGCAGUGAAUACCGCAAUUAUGUCAGGAAUGGUCAACUUCCCUGCACCAGAGAGAAUGACCCCAUUGAAGGUCUAGAUGGAAAAAUCCAUGGCAAUACCUGCUCCAUGUGUGAGGCCUUCUUCCGGCAAGAAGCAAAGGAAAAAGCAGAAGCUGCAUCCAGAACAAAAAUUAAGAGAGAAACUAACAAGGAUGCAUGCAGUGAGUUUCGGGGCCUUUUGCAAAAUGGCAAUCUUUACUGCACACGAGAAAAUGACCCUGUGCGUGGUCCUGAUGGCAAGACUCACGGGAACAAAUGUGCCAUGUGCAAAGCAGUCUUCCAGAAAGAAGAUGAAGACAGAAGGAGAAAGGAAGAGGAAGAUCAGCGGACUGCUGCCGGCCGCGGUACCAAUGGCGGUGGAGGGAAGGCGCAGGACCCGUGUGCUGAAUAUCGUGAAAGCAUGAAAGAUGGAAAACUUAGCUGUACUCGGGAGAAUGACCCUGUACGUGAUGCAGAUGGCAAAUCAUAUAACAAUAAGUGUGCCAUGUGCAAAGAAAUCCUACAAAGAGAAGCAAAUGAGAAGAAUAAACAUUCUAGUAACAGAUCAAAUGGGACUGAAUCAGCAUCAGGAAAGGAUGAAUGUGAUCAAUUUAGGAGUCAAAUGAAAAACGGACAACUUAUUUGUACCCGGGAAAGUGACCCUGUCCGGGGUCCAAAUGGCAAGACACAUGGCAAUAAGUGUGCCAUGUGUAAGGAAAAACUGGAAAGGGAAGCAGCUGAAAAAAAAAAGAAAGAAGAUGACAUGAGAAACAGAGGAAAGAAUGAUCAAUGUCAUGAAUUCCGGAGCCAAGUGAGGGAUGGAAGACUUAUCUGCACCAGAGAAAAUGACCCUGUUCGAGGUCCAUAUGGAAAGAUGCAUGUUAACAAAUGUGCCAUGUGUCAGAGCAUUUUUGAGCGAGAGGCCAAUGAAAGAAAACAGAAUGAUGAAAAACAAAGAGCCAAACCAACAAAUGAUGCAAAGGAUGAAUGCAGUAACUUUCAGGCAUACUUGAGGAAUGAUCAGCUCUUGUGCACUAGAGAAAAUGACCCUGUACGUGGUGCUGAUGGAAAGAUAUACAAGAACAGGUGCUACAUGUGCAGAAGUAUCUUUCAAAAGGCCAAAGACAAGACAGCCUACGUUAGGUCUUCUGAAGAGGAAGGCAGCACGGAGCGCCCCAGAUCUUCUCUGGAUUCUGAGAUGUGCAAACAGUACCGAGUAGUGCCCAGAAUGGGUUACCUUUGCCCAAAGAAUUUACAACCUGUCUGUGGUGAUGAUGGUCAGACAUACAACAAUCCCUGCAUGCUCUGUCAUGAAAACCUGAUACGCCAAACAAAUACACAUAUAAUCAGUGAGGGGCCAUGCACGGACACCAGAAUCCCGGGAACGACACCACUCAGCAGGUCAACAUCAGAAAAAUGAUGUGAAAAUUUGUAAAAAGUCAUGAGGAAAAAUGUGUUCCCCUAAUCAUCUGCCCUCACCAUCUGAACAUAGAAUGCUUGGACGCUCAUCUUAUUUACUUUAUAAAACAAUUACUGAGCUGUUGGGGGGACAGACUUUCAGUCCUAUCCAUCUCUUCCUCCUAAAUUCUGUG
Molecule: messenger RNA, 3103 nt
Organism: Sorex araneus (European shrew)
Lineage: Eukaryota; Metazoa; Chordata; Mammalia; Eulipotyphla; Soricidae
Gene: SPINK5
Product: serine peptidase inhibitor Kazal type 5
Exons: 31
Coding region: 1-2931 (976 amino acids)
Molecular function (GO): protein binding
Source: RefSeq, a predicted model, not a curated record